Messenger RNA from Gossypium arboreum, 2665 nucleotides. RefSeq names its product mechanosensitive ion channel protein 2, chloroplastic. Lineage: Eukaryota; Viridiplantae; Streptophyta; Magnoliopsida; Malvales; Malvaceae. Gene Ontology annotation, cellular component: membrane. The record is from RefSeq and is a predicted model, not a curated record. Gene Ontology annotation, biological process: transmembrane transport. The transcript is spliced from 14 exons. Bases 286 to 2409 code for a protein of 707 amino acids.
AAUAACAAUAUAAUAAUAUAAUAAUAAAAUUCCGCGCGUGCAAAUUAUUUUCCAGUCUCGAAAUUUCUGUGAACAGCUUUUUUGUUUUUCUGUUUUUUCGAGGCCUGAAAUUCUCCGUUCCGUCGUAGUUUCUUUCUCUUCAAGGUUUCUUUAGUUUUGGGAUUUUGGAUAAGUGUUUCGCUUUAUUAAUAUCCAAUUUUGAGUUUUAAGAUUAGCUGUUGUUGGAAUAAAGUAUGAUCUUAUGCUACUAGUGACGCCCUGCAAGCUAUUGACUUCACUCCCACAAUGUAUCUUUCUGGUUCUUUGCAAUUGUCCCAUGAUUUGGGACUUUGCAGGAACCAGGGAUGUAAUAAAAAGUUUAAGGGUGUAUUGGGAAGGCAGCGGUUGAAUUUAUUGAGCGACACCCUCUCAUCUAGCACUUCGUUCCAGCAGCAGGAUUCUUGGAGAAUUCGGCUCUCCAACAGUUUGUACAGGCCAAUACAUUCAGUUCCAUACAGAAACAAUGCCUUUAAGAGUCAUGCUUUUCAAGUACCAGGCAAAGUAUUUGAACUUCCUGUGGUAAAAGCUGCCUCUAUUGCAUUGAAAAGGUCAUAUAAUAUUUUACAAGAUAGUCCUCUUGUAUUUAAGUUGGCUCCAGCAGUUGGCAUUAUUAUUUUUGCCGUAUGUGGUGUUGUGCCACUUAUGCAACAUGGUAGAAGCUUACUUCUUCAUAGGAGUGAUAAUAGCUGGAAGAAGAGCAGAACCCAUUACGUUACAACUUCUUAUAUUCAACCUUUGCUGCUGUGGACUGGUGCAAUCCUCAUAUGCAGAACAUUGGAUCCAUUGGUUCUCCCUACAGAAGCCAGCCAAUUGGUUAAGCAACGGCUUUUGAAUUUUGUACAAUCAUUGUCGACUGUGCUGGCCUUUGCAUAUUGCUUAUCGAGCACGAUUCAGCAAACGCAGAAAUUCUUCAUGGAGACAAGUGAGAUCAGCGAUACGAGAAAUAUGGGUUUCCAGUUUGCAGGGAAAGCACUAUAUUCUGCAGUUUGGGUUGCUGCUGUGUCAUUGUUCAUGGAGUUGUUGGGCUUCUCUACUCAGAGGUGGCUCACUGCUGGAGGUCUAGGGACAGUUUUGCUGACUCUUGCUGGCCGUGAGAUAUUCACAAAUUUUCUCUCAAGUGCAAUGAUUCAUGCGACUCGACCUUUUGUCGUGAAUGAAUGGAUUCAAACAAAGAUAGAGGGAUAUGAAGUUUCUGGUACUGUUGAGCAUGUUGGUUGGUGGUCACCAACAAUAAUAAGAGGGGAGGAUCGUGAAGCAGUUCACAUUCCAAACCACAAAUUUACAGUAAAUGUUGUGAGAAAUCUCAGUCAGAAAACUCAUUGGCGCAUUAAAACUCACCUGGCCAUCAGUCACUUGGAUGUCCAUAAGAUUAAUAAUAUUGUUGCCGACAUGCGCAAGGUAUUGGCUAAGAAUCCUCAGGUUGAGCAGCAGAGAUUACACAGAAGAGUAUUUCUGGAGAAUGUCAGCCCCGAAAAUCAGGCUCUUUUGAUAUUGGUGUCCUGUUUUGUGAAGACUUCCCACCUUGAAGAAUACCUAUGUGUCAAGGAAGCUAUACUUUUAGAUCUCCUUAGAGUCAUCAGCCAUCACCGUGCCCGACUUGCCACACCAAUUCGAACUGUGCAGAAAGUAGUUGGUGAUUCUGAGUUGGAAAAUGUACCAUUCGCAGACUCAAUCUAUAACCAUGGUGGAGUGUCAUCUAACAGGCCUCUGUUACUGAUCGAACCUGCUUACAAGAUCAAUGGUGAGGAUAGAACAAAAGGCCGGUCUGCACAACCAACCGGAGAACAAGACAGUAAAACCACAGUACGGCCUGCUGCAGACAACAAGGCCGGAGCAACACCAAAGCCUGAUUCCAAAUCCAAAGCAGAUGCCAAGGUUGGAGAAAGCCCAAAUUCUGAAACCAAAGCCUCUAAUGCUUCUUUUGAACCAACAUCACAUCCCAAGACAGAUGAUAAAGUUAAACCACCAUCAAAAUCAACCCAGAAGACGAGUUCUAAUGCUGCAGAAACAUCUAGUCCCGACCAAAAGGUUCUGGAUAACAAAAGAGUUUCCGACAAGCAACAGAAAGUUGCUAGGCCUUCUGUUUCCACAACGGAAAGUGGGAUUGACAAAGCAGGUGGAUUACGAGAACCGUUUCAAUCAAAACCGGAAGGCGAGAAGUUGCCAGUCUCUGCCUUAGAGGAAAACAUAGUUCUCGGUGUUGCAUUAGAGGGCUCGAAGAGAACACUACCUAUCGAUGAUGAGAUGACUCCGCGCACAUCAGAAGCAAAAGAGUUGGCUUCCACAAGCCGAAAUGGAACCGGAUCAAGUGCUGAAGACAAGAAAGGCGGUCAGAUCUGGCCCACAUCUGGUAACCCCGAUGAUCAGUGAUAUAUUGAAAGCUAACUACUAAUCCCCAGAGCUCACAACUUGCAUUUGAUGGACACUUGACACUUCCACUGAGGCUUUCUUUCAUUAAGCUGCCCCCAUACAUGUAUAUCUUCACUCUUUUAUUAUUACUCUUAAAAUGUAUUAAAAUGUAGCAUGUUUUAUCUUGAAAGUUAUGGUUAAAUAUGUCAUUUGCUCCAAGUUAUUUAUGUAAAAAAUUAUGUAACUUAAUGCAUAUAAUAUGAUUAGAAUUGUUAAA